Messenger RNA from Synchytrium microbalum, 1056 nucleotides. RefSeq lists its product as uncharacterized. Bases 1 to 1056 code for a protein of 351 amino acids. The record is from RefSeq and is a predicted model, not a curated record. The transcript is spliced from 4 exons. Gene Ontology annotation, biological process: response to oxidative stress. Gene Ontology annotation, cellular component: cytoplasm. NCBI's taxonomy places the organism in Eukaryota, Fungi, Chytridiomycota, Chytridiomycetes, Synchytriales, Synchytriaceae.
AUGCCUGAUGAAGCAGAAGCAGAACAGGAUACAAAGCUAGACCCAACCACCCUGGAAUGGCAUCUGGAACCAAGUUGGGCCACAGAGGGCCAGACAUUCUACAUUCACACAAACUCUGGGGCAUUCGGAAUCAUACAGGUCGUAUACUCUACAAUGAGUAUGAGUCCCUCAGUGCAAUUAUCAGCUGUAUACCAUAAAGGAGACGGAACCAGCAAAAGAUCGACAUUCAGUCACAACGGAACCGACUUUAUCAUGUCCGAAGACCGUCGCUCAACCACCUGCCAACAAGCGUCAAUUAAAUUCAACGAAAAAGACCUAUCCUAUAAAGUAAAAUACGACGCCGGCCCAGAUCUAGUAUUCGACAUCUCAUUCGUCCCCGUAGACGGAGGCUUCCAAAUGGCCGAUAGUGGAACUUCAUUCUCUUCUGCUGACGAUGCCGGUUACGUAUCUACACGAUUUAUACCAAAAGGGACUGUCAAGGGAACAGUCACUAUAGAUGGUAGCACAGUAUCGUGUGAUGGAGCGGGACUGAUGGUGCAUGCAGUACAGAUGAAUCCACAUCAUGUAGCAAGAUGGAAUUUUGGGGAUUUACAGGCUGGCGAUGAUGGACUCAUGUUUUAUCAAUUUGAGCUACCUGAUGGACAAGACUUUGAAGUGAAUCUAGUCGCCACCGGUGCCAUAGUCCGUAAAAAUAAGACUAUAGGGAUCACUCUUGAUGGCUCUGUCACUCAUGUCCAACGUAAAAUGGACGAUGCAUUUGGGUACAACAUCCCCACCAAGGUCACUGUUGCUCUAACUGGAAAGACAACAGAUGGUAAAAACGAGGAUGUCAAGAUUGAUAUGACGCUAUCACCUGGUGAAUGUACUGAUAAGAUUGACUUGUUGAGUGAGCUGCCUUGGAUUAUAAGAACGUUUGUCCAGACGUUUUUGAGUAAGCCGAUAGUAUACCAGUGGUUUCAAGAUGCCAAGGCCUCCAUCACUGUUGGAAAGGAUUCGUUUACUCUAGAGGGCAAGAUGUUUUAUGAGGUUGUACUUAUGGCCGAGUUGCCCAAAUAG